Molecule: messenger RNA, 2886 nt
Organism: Rosa chinensis
Lineage: Eukaryota; Viridiplantae; Streptophyta; Magnoliopsida; Rosales; Rosaceae
Exons: 5
Coding region: 1-2886 (961 amino acids)
Source: RefSeq, a predicted model, not a curated record
AUGGGGCAGAAGAAGGGUGGUCCACCGCCACCACGACCACCUUCACCUCCACCACCACCUUCCAGUAGCUUAGAGUUUCCUCCGCUGCCGUCACAUCCUCGUUCUUCUUCCUCUUCGCUUCAUCAAGAUCUUAACCCACUGGAGUUGGAUUUUCAGCUACAUCGCGAUCAAACGUCGGCAAAUUUUCAAGACAUCAAGGAGUCCUUGGAGUAUAUGCACUUUCAGAAUUUUGCUUUACGUUCAAAAUUGCUCGAAGAAAUUCGUCAACUGCGAGUGGGUCCUAAGAACCCAUGUGAGGUUGCUGGUACUUCUCAAGUAGGAGGUUUGCCAUCACUGAGAUUGUCGUCAUUUCCGAAGACGUCGUCUUUGUCACCACCAGCAUUGGUACUCCCCCCAGUUUCCCUCGUGAGCUCAGCUUUGGGUAACUUUCAUACUACAAUUCCUGACCUAUCAAUAUUACCUUUAUAUAGCUCGUUUAUGACUGGUUCUAUGAAUGGUGUCCCAAAUACACAUAUGAUGAGUAUGGAAUUACCUAAUUUGCUUGGUUCAAUGGUCUCUUUGCCGAUGGGCUACUCGACUGGCAUGACUUUGAGUAGUGGACCAUUGAUGAUGGAACCUGUUUCUCAAUUUUAUUCAGCACCACAAUACUUUCAUAUGCCUAAUAUAAGUUCACAGCCACACUAUGUUGCUCAUAAUAUUCCAUUGCCACACCCACAAAGUCAUCAAAGCUCAUUCAAUUUGACAUAUUCUGGACCUUACCCUGUGUCUUAUAUUGACUUUAUGCCUACUACAUCACAACUGUGCUCCCAAGCCCCGCCCUACUUCCCUAAUCUUCCUACUAUGAAGCAAAUGCAUCUUGAUUUCACAACAUUUGAUGGGGGUGAUCAUGUGGACUGUGUGGAUUAUCAAGUGACACUAGCUAAGCUCCAGCAAGUGGGUAGCGUAGCUGAUUAUAAGGCACGGUUCACUAAGCUUUCUUGCAGGGCACCCAGAUUUUCCCCAGGAGCUUUGUUAGCUUGUUUCAUUGGUGGUCUCAAGGAGGAUAUAAGGGUGGAUGUGCGAGAUUUGAAUCCAAAAACAUUAUUGGAAGCUUAUGAAUUGGCAAAAAUCUAUGAAGAAAAAUAUGUUGGUCACAAGCAUCAGUUCAUUUCAGCUGCUGCAAAAUCGAUACCAAAUAUCAGCAGACCUGCCAAUAGCACUUCUCUUACCCCUAAGUCGAGUACAAGAACCCCCUUAGUGGUCAACAAAAAUGAGUUGGGACAUAAUAAAUUAACUCAAGCCGAGAAUCAAGAAAGAAGAGCUAAGAACAUAUGUUUCUUUUGUGAAGAACCUUUUAAGCCUAGUCAUAAUUGUCGGAAGGGAAGAGCAUUUCUCAUUGAAGUAUGUUCAGGAGAUGAAGUAAAUAAGGAUAACAAUGCAAUUGAUGUUACGGAUGAGUUAGUCUCUGAUCUCAACAAAUUGGAUGAGCCCUUGAUUCAAUUGCAUGCUAUGUUAGGUGAACAUUCUGAAACAAUGCAGCUAAAGGGAGAAAUUGGCCACAAGAGGCAAGUACAUGUUCUGAUAGAUUCGAGAGCAAGUCAUUACUUCAUUCACCCUUCAGUUUUAAAAAAGGGUAAGUUGCUUUAUGGUUCAAAGUCUCCAUUGAAUGUGAAAGUGGCCAGUGGUGCUAUCAUGCAAACUAUGGGACAUCUACCUAGCUUCCAAAUGACAUUGCAAGGGUACACUUUUCAAGCUGAGUUUUAUGUCCUGCCAGUCUCAAGUUGUGAAGUUACUUUGGGGGCUUCUUGGCUACAAAGUUUAGGGGAUAUUCUUUGGAAUUUUGAAGAUCUUACUAUGAAGUUUGACAAGGGGGCACUCGUUAUACUUUACGAGGGUUACUUCAAGAGGAAUCUUGUGUUGUCUCGUGUAGAGUGUUUGGCAUCAAAUGAUACACCUCAGAAUAUCCCUGCAGAGUUGACACCAGUUCUCAAGCAAUUUGAGCAGGUUUUUUCAAUUCCUACUUCAUUACCUCCUCACAGGUCUCAUGACCACAGAAUUGUGUUGGCUUUUGGAACAGCUCCCAUAAAUUUUAGACCUUAUAUGUAUGUACAUUAUCAAAAGAAUGAAAUUGAUAAGAUUGUCAAGGAUUUGCAGGAGUCUGGGGUAGUGCGGCCUAGUAACAAUCCUUUCUCUUCACCAGUGUUACUAGUCAAAAAGAAGGAUGGAAUAUGGCGUUUGUGUGCUGAUUAUCGCUCCUUGAACGCAGCAACUAUAAAGGACAACUUUUCCAUACCUAUGGUUGACAAAUUACUCGAUGAAGUGCAUGGUGCAAUAGUAUUUUCCAAACUGGAUCUUAGAUCUGGUUAUCAUCAAAUUAGGAUGAGACCAGAAGACAUAGAGAAAACUGCUUUUCGGACGCAUGAGGGCCAUUACAAAUUCCUUGUCAUGCCAUUCGGCCUUACAAACGCACCCUCGACCUUUCAAGCUUUAAUGAAUGAUGUUUUCAAAGAAUAUUUGAGAAAAUUUGUUCUUGUGUUUUUUGACGAUAUUUUGAUUUACAGUUCAUCUAUGGAGGAGCAUGGUCAUGUGGUGUCAAGCAAGGGAGUGGCUGUGGAUCCGAGUAAAAUUGAAAGCAUUUCACAGUGGCAGAAACCAACUACUUUGAAAGGACUACGAGGUUUCUUGGGGUUUGCAGGAUACUAUAGAAAGUUUGUUCGAAACUUUGGGAUAAUUGCCAAGCCCCUCACCAAUAUGCUCAAAAAAGACAAUUUUAAGUGGAGUAAGGAAGCUGACAAGGCAUUUGAAGAACUCAAAAGGGCAUUGAUUAGCACCCCAGUGCUAGCAUUACUAGACUUUUCCAAGGAAUUUACUGUCAAAUGUGAUGCUUCUAGUGUUGGAAUUGGCUGA